Messenger RNA from Xenopus laevis (African clawed frog), 4105 nucleotides. RefSeq names its product RAB8A, member RAS oncogene family L homeolog (gene rab8a.L). The transcript has 8 exons. Gene Ontology annotation, molecular function: G protein activity; GTPase activity; GTP binding. Gene Ontology annotation, cellular component: endosome membrane; phagocytic vesicle membrane; cytoplasmic vesicle membrane. The record is from RefSeq and is a predicted model, not a curated record. Bases 159 to 782 code for a protein of 207 amino acids. Lineage: Eukaryota; Metazoa; Chordata; Amphibia; Anura; Pipidae.
UUACGCUGGACUCGGCCGCGGGGGGUCACUAGGGAUGGGCGGGUUGUGGGUGACGACAGGGCGUUGUUAGCCAAUCGAUCUUCUCUUUGUCAUAGAUUGACGCUGUCCAUAGCCAGUCGUUCGCAGCUUCUGGUAUUUCCUGUAUAGUAGUUUUUAAUAUGGCGAAGACUUACGAUUAUUUGUUUAAACUGCUACUUAUCGGCGAUUCUGGGGUCGGGAAGACGUGUGUGUUAUUUAGGUUCUCAGAAGAUGCCUUCAACUCAACCUUUAUAUCCACUAUAGGUAUUGAUUUUAAAAUCCGAACAAUAGAAUUAGAUGGCAAAAGAAUUAAGCUACAGAUAUGGGAUACUGCGGGACAGGAAAGGUUUCGUACAAUCACCACUGCAUAUUACAGAGGGGCGAUGGGAAUCAUGUUGGUAUAUGAUAUCACCAAUGAAAAAUCCUUUGACAAUAUUAAAAACUGGAUCAGAAACAUUGAAGAGCAUGCAUCCUCUGAUGUUGAGAAGAUGGUCCUCGGGAACAAAUGCGAUGUGAAUGAAAAACGACAAGUUUCCAAAGAGAAGGGUGAAAAGCUGGCCCUUGAAUAUGGAAUUAAGUUCAUGGAGACGAGUGCUAAGGCAAAUAUCAAUGUGGAAAAUGCAUUUUUUACAUUGGCAAGAGACAUCAAAGCAAAAAUGGACAAAAGAAUGGAAGGGAACAGCCCUCAAGGCAGCAACCAAGGAGUCAAAAUCACCCAAGACCAGCAAAAGAAGAGCAGUUUUUUCCGAUGUGUCCUUCUGUGAGGGAUGCUGCCUUAUUGGAGUGCUUUGCUCCAUCAUACUGGACUGUGCCUGUAUCUUAAUUCCUAUUGUCUUUGCAGACAUAAAACCUUAAACCUGCAGCUCUGCAGCGUUCCAGCUCCCAGAAUGAGAGUAACUGUUUCACCUAGUUUAUCUGGAACAUGUUCUUAGUAUGUACAUUUCUUCUCUUCUUUUUUUCCCUUCUUCUCACUUUUGUUUGGAUGAAGGUAACCACCGGACUUUCAUUUUCCUUUAUUUUUUUUCCAAGUAUAUAUUUUCCAAUAAAGUUCCAGCCAAGUUUCAUAUAUCAGGUUUUGAUUAGAAACUUGCUGGUGACUAUUCCAAAUUUUCAUCUGGAGCCAUAUUUUACAAUUAUAGGUUUUUUUUUUUUUUUUUCAUUAACCUUAAAAUGUAUGAUCCUUUAUAGCUGGGUACAUACGUAUAAUAUAUAUAGAUAUAUAACAUAUAGAUACACAAAUACAAGUUUGUGCUUUGUAGAGAUAUACACACCCAUGCAUACACCAAGUCUGUAUGCAAAUAUGUGCACCUUUAACUUACAUUCCAAAAUGUGUCUUCCAUGUUAAACCUAUUGGUAGACAUCAAAAUGAGUUAUUUUUCUUUAAUUUAAUGAGCAGUCUUAGGUUUAAUAUAUUUAAAUGCAAAAGGAAACUGUAAGCCAAUAUAAAUUAUGCUGCCUCUAUUCUUGUCGUCUGUGUCCAAUCACCACAGGCCUCAUUUUGAAGCACAGCCUGUUGCCUCCAUUAGACCUGAGUACCAACCGUGUUACAUUUCCACUCACUGAUGCAUUGUUCUGUGUUAGGGACUUCAUCAUUUUGGGCAGUUCAACAUACAGACUGUAUCAUUCUCCUGUUAGACUACACUAGCUUUACUAGUUCCUUUUGGACAGCAAGAGAAUAUUGGUGGGGUUGCUGGUGUUUAUUAAAAAAAAAUCCCAUUUAGAUUGAGUCAUGACUUUCUCCACUAAAUUUAGGGGUUCAGGAGGAGCACGUUUCCUGCAGUUAUACCUAGUAGAGCCAUAGGAAUUAUUAAUGGCAAAAUAUUGUAUUCAGAAUUAGAGAUUACGCCUUUGAAUCUGAAUUCGCAUUCUGCCAUUCUUUUGUUUCUGAGACCUGUAUGUUUUCAUAUUGUAUUUGUAAAUGUACUUUUGUAAAUGCUCUGCCUAAUCUUACUUGGUAGAUAUGACCAACCACUGAACAUAUUGUACAAGUCGUAUGUAAAAUGUCUCUGGCGAGACUUACUUACUGUAUGAGACUGGCUGCUUAUUCAUUCAUUCAUCAGUACUGUGUCAUGUCAUAUUGGCCAUCCCUGGCUUAUUAUAACUCAGCAAAUUGCAGCUAUAAAGGGCAAUUAAGCUUUGAUCAUUUGCAUUUUUCACCUGUAUAUUGCAUACAUUUACCCUAGGUGACAUAGAAGCAUUUUUGUGAAUUAGAUUCUUUAAGUGGUAUUUUAUUGCUAACAUCUUGUGCUAGUGUAGUUAUCCACAAGCACCACGUUUUGGCAAAUCAACUAGUGUUAAAUGUUCGAAAAUGAAUUUAUAUCUCUCUAUUUGGUUUCAGUGGGUACCUGCACUAGUGAAGUUUAGCACUUCGUAUACUAGCCUUAUUGGGGCAGAUUUUAAUUACAUACAUACAAAAUUGCCUCAAUACAUGUACCCUAGAAAAAGAUCUAACUGCUGUAUGUCACUGCACUGGUGCAGUUUUGGCACCUGUGUUGGUAAAUUAGCCCCUUUGUCUUAAAAUGUUUUAGGUUGUAUCACCAAAGAAUGGAAUUUGUGGCUUACAGCUCAGGCAGGCUCAUCAUACAUGGACCCUGUGAUACUUAUUCAAUCUUAGCACUCCAAUAAAAUCAGCACACAAACUCCAAAUAGAAACACAUUUUCCUUGGUUAAAAAAGGGGUUCCGGCAAUACGUCUGUUUGGCUUUGAUACUCUAGUCCAGGUUCCAGGUUUGUUUUCUUGUCCCACAAGGCCAUUGCUUAUCAGAUUCCAUAUCUAGAAUUCUUAUUACUGCUAUUGUGCCACUGGAUGUUUUGUUUCAGCAUAUAGAAUCCCCUGAAUUUCUAUUACAUUGUAUGGCCACAUAAGGGGUUUCAAGCAAUAAUCACUCCAUUGAGCUCCUUUUGCAUUCCCCAAGCAGUGCCAGGAAUUGAUUUUUGCACUGGUAUUUUCAGUGUUAUUUUUUUUUUUUUUCCCCCAGCCCAAUGGUAUUUUCAGAUAGAAAUAUGUACAGGCAUGAUUGGGUAGAUCUUGACCUGCUGACUUGCAUCCUGGUCCUACCCACUUCUGCCCUAACAAAGAAUCCACAUGAGUUGAUAUGUGCCACAGGAUCCUGGAAAUAUCAUAUCUGAGGGUUGAUUGGCCAGGGAGCACAUAAUUCCUUUCUUUUUUCCUGUUUUUUAUACAUUAUUUAGCCCCCUGCAGCCCACUCUCUUCUGGGUGCCUAUGGGUGGCAUAAUUCUUCUAUAAAUAGGAGAAUUGUACUCCAGUUCAUUCCUAGGGCUGGGGGGGAUUUAAAAAAAAAUAAUAAUAGUGCAUCUAUUCUUUAUUAGCACUACUAACAUGAUCUUAUCUAACACAGGAAAAUUCAGUCUGACUUAACACACUUCUGUGAUUCCACCAGCAGAAACUAGUUGUAAGUCUUAAAAGUCUUAACGCAUAUCCCAAAAUAUCACUGGAGCUGGAAAUCUAGGUCCUGUUUUUCAGCAUUUCAGAAACCCAUGCAAAAAAGAAAAAUGUGCCACUUUAAUGAAGGCUUAACACCGACACUAUUUAGAAGCAAUUUCAUUUUUAAAGGGAAUCCAUGAUUAAAAAGCAGAAUUAGUAAAUGUAUGUUCGAGCACACAUGUCAUUCUGAUGCUUUAGUGACAGAAACCUCUUCUAUACAUAGGUGACACCUACUAGUCAUCAUCUUUUGUUUUUUUUUUGUUUUUUUUGCUCUGUAAUUUAUGCCAGAAUGCAUAUAAAUAGCUAAUGUCUAAUGCAUUUGUGCUACGUAUAUAUUUUCUAGUGAUGCAUUCACUUUUCGCUCAUAUUGCCAUGUAGGCCUCUGUAUUUGGUUUCUGUACAGCUUUUUCAGGUUUACAAAGAAUGAUUCAGUGAAAGACUAGAGGGGACUAUGUAAGACCAGCAGAAUAAAAUCUUUUUGAUUUUUGAUAGCCUUCGUUAUGGUUUCAAAACAGAUUAUAUUCCAUAUGAUAUAUUAUAAACACAUCAAACGUGUCCUGCUGGAGAUCUGUAAUAACUUGCUUUGUUUACAAUGACAACUGCACUUCAGGAAAAAUACAAAUUAAAGCUUAUUUUAAAGUUA